AUGCAGACUGAGUUUGACAACUGCUCGAGGAAGGUAGCACAGGGUGGAGAAAGGAGAACUACGGAAGACGGGGAUGAGACUUUGGAGACAAGGCCUGCAAAUGUGGGGUUUCUAGACCUGCUGGUGAUUGAGAAGUCCUAUGAAUACAAGCUUAGGAAGUAUAAAGGGCGGAAGGUUCCGAACGAGUCGAUGAGCUAUGAAGUGGAUGACCAGGGCAAGUUCAGAAACAGCAUGACAUAUGCAAGGGAUAGCAACACAACACUUCAAGCUCUUUCAGGAUCCACAAGAAGCACGGGACUGAAGCAGUAUCUCAAGAGAAAGCAGCUUGAGAAAGAGAUUUUGAAGCGGAAAGUUUCCAAGGAUGUCUUGGAGAGGGUUGAGGAGAUCAAGUAUCCUUUUGAUUUGGUGGAAUGGGAGAACGAUGUAGUCUACGACACCGACAAGAUUGGAAGUUUGGGGACUUCUGAUACGGUUACCAUGGAGCUGGUGGACAGUAUUCUGGAGGAAGACUGGGAAAAGUACGUGGUUGUGGAUGAGAACGACAUGAAGAACUACAAAUCGUUUCUCACACUCUAUUUGGAGGACCCCAACUUAAUCUUCGAAAAGGUGGACGAGAAGAAGCAAGGAAAGCCCAAGAAGAAACAGAAAGAGGUAUUUUCUGUGGACAAACCUCUGAAGGGAAAGUAUAAUAUUUCACUUGACAAGUAUUAUGGACAGGAGUCGAGGACAAAGAACAGCCUGGGGACGUUUGGGGUUCAGCAUUCUCUUCCUGCGUUGCGACUAGAUCCGAUGUUUUACAAAAACAAUCAUACAAGGGAGGAGCUUAGGAACUUCCAUAGGCCAAGAUUUAUGGUAAAUGGCAGUGGUAUAAGGUUCAAAGCAGUGGAAGGCAACAGGGGAAAAGGGCAAAGCAUCAUAAAGAAAGCGGGAGAGCUAACAAUCAAGGAUGGAGGCCCGUUCUCGCUGUUUGAAUAUUCUGAGGAGGAACCGUUUUUCCUUGUGAAUCCGGGGAUGGUGAGUCUACUCAAUAUCUAUUAUAGAAAGAGUAAUGUAAGAGACGAGUAUGCGCCUGACCAGUCACAAUACACUAUUCUGGACCCCGAGGAUCCUUCUCCAUUCUCUGGGUUUGGAGAUGUCAUGCCUGGGACAUCUAUACAGGCCAUCACAAACAACUUGUUCAUUGCACCUGUUUUCAAACACAGCUCCAGAGACUACUUGUGCAUUGUGGAGUCAUCGGCUGAUGGGGAGUUCCUGACGUACAGAAACAUUGACAAUCUCUAUUGUGUAGGGCAGCAGUUUCCACUGGAGGAGGUUUAUGCACCGCAUUCUAGAAAGCUCAAUAUAUUCUGCAAAAACAGACUUAAGGUUGCAGCAUUCCGCUUGUUCAACAGCAAGGUGGGGGGAAGCAAGGAGCUGAGGAUUUCGCAGCUGGACGAAAUGUUUCCUUAUUUCAGCGAGGGUAGCAAGAGAAAGUGGCUGAAGGAGUAUGCAGACUGUGUUAAGAAAGGACGAGAUAAUGUAUGGGUUCUGAGGCCGAGCUCUGCAUUGCUUGGAGAAGAAGAUCUCAGAAAGCUUGUUACUCCCGAGAACAUAUGCCAAUACGAGAGCAUGUUGGCAGGGGAAAGAAAACUCCAGGACUCGGGAUACAAAAUGGUUGUCGAAAGUGACGAUGAGGAAAAUGAGGAGGAGAUGGUUCCGCCUCCAUGGUGCCUCAGCCGGAACUUUGUAAAUGCAUGCAACGGAAGAGGUCUUCUUGAGUUGAGCGGGCCUGGAGACCCCACGGGGAUUGGAGAAGGGUUUAGCUUUAGAAAGAUCAGGCUUAAGAGAGGGAACGAGGUUGAAAACCGGAAGAUCAUUAACGAGCAUCAGCUAAGAUACAAGGAAGAGAUCGACAGGAUAUGGAACAAGCAGCUUGCAUCUCUAAGCUCUGUUGAAGAGAUUCCAUUUAAUGAUUCCUUCCUUGCCCGGAGACAUAAAGAAGGAAGAAGAAAUACAGAUGUGGCGAGUGAGACAACGGUGCUGUCUGAAGAGACAUUCCUUACUAUUAGACGUACUUACGGGGAGGGGGAAUCUUCCUAUGUAGAAACUGAAAGGAUUUCUGAUCCUCGUGUUAUCAAGGCGUAUUUGAAGGCACGGAAGAAGAAAAUAUCCGAGGAAAGGAAGGGAGUGCUGACAUGUGGAAGCUGUGGACAAGUGGGGCAUAUGAAGACGAACAAGGCAUGUCCUAAGUUUGCAUCUGCAGCAAAGAUGACGAAGAAGAAGAUUGAAGCGGAAAAAAGAAAAGCCAGAGUGUAUCUGCAGGAGAUCAUGCUGGAUCUUCUUGCUCAGUUCUUUCAGAUUCCAUAUUCUAUUGCAUUCCAUAGGCCUGUGUCUAUCAAGAAAUUUCCAGACUAUCCCUUGAUUGUGGACAACCCAAUUGACCUAACAACAAUCAAAACAAAGGCCAGACACAACAAGUAUAGGAAAUUCAACGAGUUUCUGGACGAUUUGGAGCUUAUGCGUAGCAACUGCAGAAAAUACAAUGGAGAAGACCAUUCUCUGACAAGGAUUGCAGACAGCAUUGUGGAGGCUGGGAGGAGAAGGUAUAACGAGAAGAUGGAGGAGAUUCUGGAAACCGAAAGGGUUCUGAAUGGAUUCUUCGAUGAAUAA
Messenger RNA from Encephalitozoon intestinalis ATCC 50506, 2649 nucleotides. Its product is annotated as transcription initiation factor TFIID subunit TAF1. Gene Ontology annotation, cellular component: transcription factor TFIID complex. Gene Ontology annotation, molecular function: histone acetyltransferase activity; TBP-class protein binding; RNA polymerase II general transcription initiation factor activity. The coding region runs from base 1 to 2649 and encodes 882 amino acids. The record is from RefSeq and is a predicted model, not a curated record. Gene Ontology annotation, biological process: transcription by RNA polymerase II; RNA polymerase II preinitiation complex assembly. NCBI's taxonomy places the organism in Eukaryota, Fungi, Microsporidia, Unikaryonidae. The transcript has a single exon.